Messenger RNA from Striga hermonthica, 1371 nucleotides. The record is from the annotation of a GenBank genome assembly. NCBI's taxonomy places the organism in Eukaryota, Viridiplantae, Streptophyta, Magnoliopsida, Lamiales, Orobanchaceae.
AUGGUUGGAAACAGCACAGGGUUGGGCAUGCUCGGGCAACUCAUUGGACAGUUAGAGGAGUUUUUGGAGCUCCACGGCUCUGUUCCUCCUCCUGCGCUUCCUUCCAAUUGCUUGAUUCAGUUUCUACCUCCAUCGCACCACAGUCCGCUCAGAUGGUGUAAUUAUUUCAAUCUCGAAGACAGCUCUUUGCAAGACAGCUGGUGUAACAUGAUAAUGAGUGGUGAAGAUGUGAAAAUGCUGGGACCCGGGAAGCCGCCGCCUCCCCGCAAGAAAGUGCGCAAUGGUGAGAAAUGCGGAGUGGCCGAGAAGAUGGACUACCGCAUUUGGAAAGAAUUCCCAGAAGACCUGUUUGAGGCUGUGAUGGCGCGGCUCCCGAUUUCGUCCUUCUUCCAGCUGCGGUCCGUCUGCAGAAAGUGGAAUUCAGUUGUGGAGUCCCCCAGCUUCUCCCGAGAGUGCGCCCUCGUGGAACAGAGGCAGCAGCCCUGGUUCUACACUGUGACACAUGAGAACGUGGGCACAGGCGGCGCCAUGUACGACCCCCUCUCCAGGAAGUGGCGGCGCCGCACUCUGGAAGCCACCGCAACAAAGCCAAUUGUGCUCCCCGUGGCUUCAGCCGGCGGCCUUGUAUGCCUCCUUGACAUCGGCCACGAGAGCUUCUACGUGCGCAACCCCCUCACAGGGUCUUUCAGAGAGCUGCCCCCCGCACGCACACGGGCAGUCAGGGUGUGGUCCCGCGUGGCGGUUGGGAUGGCCCCGCAUCCACAUGGAGGCUACAAGGUUAUCUGGGUGGGGUGCGGGGGGGACUACGAGGUGUACGAGUCGGGCAGGGGGAGUUGGGGUCGUGGGGGGAUGGUGCCGUCGAGUGUGCGGGUCCCAUUGGGGCUGAAUUUCAGGUCGCCAGCAGCGUGCGUGGGCGGGGCCCUCCACUUUCUUCGCUCGGAGCCAGAUGGACUGCUCACAUACGACGUGGGGAGCGGCGCGUGGGGGCAGGUGGCGGUGCCACUGCCGCCGUGCUCGGGGGACCACGCUCUGGCCGAGGGUGGUGGGGGCCGCGUUCUGCUGCUGGGGCUGCUAACAAAGAAUGCGGCCACGUGCGUGUGCGUGUGGGAGCUGCAGAGGAUGACGCUCUUGUGGAAGGAGGUUGACAGAAUGCCAAAUGUGUGGUGCUUGGAGUUUUACGGGAAAAACGACGUCAGGAUGACUUGCCUGGGGAACAAGGGCUUGAUCAUGCUGUCAUUGAGGUCCAGGCAGCUGAACCGCCUCGUCACUUAUGAUAUAUCCACCCGGGAGUGGCUCAGGGUGCCUGGAAAGAGGAAGCAGUGGAUUGCGUGCGGGACCGCUUUUCAUCCUUGUUUGACUGCAUCGCCUUAG